Ruditapes philippinarum (Manila clam) is the source of this 937-nucleotide messenger RNA. RefSeq names its product enhancer of split mgamma protein-like. Gene Ontology annotation, biological process: anterior/posterior pattern specification; regulation of transcription by RNA polymerase II; regulation of neurogenesis. Gene Ontology annotation, cellular component: nucleus. NCBI's taxonomy places the organism in Eukaryota, Metazoa, Mollusca, Bivalvia, Venerida, Veneridae. The record is from RefSeq and is a predicted model, not a curated record. Gene Ontology annotation, molecular function: RNA polymerase II cis-regulatory region sequence-specific DNA binding; DNA-binding transcription factor activity, RNA polymerase II-specific; protein dimerization activity. The transcript has 3 exons. The coding region runs from base 31 to 840 and encodes 269 amino acids.
ACUUGGUUAAAUCAGCGUCUUAUAUUAAAUAUGGGCGGAGCAAAGAAUCCAAAAGCAGACGACAUGUCCUAUGCUAAGAAGAUCCGGAAGCCAAUGAUUGAGAAAAAACGAAGGGAAAGGAUGAAUAAAAGUAUUUCACAUCUGAAGUCGCUAAUCGCACAGACUAUUCACCAAAAUACUGCUCCAAUGACAAGAGUGGACAAAGCAGACAUUCUAGAGUUAACGGUGUAUCACCUCACGCAGUUACAACAGCAACAACAAUCUGUUACCAUGGCAAAAGAAGCUGCUGCCUAUAAUGCAGGCUACAAGGCAUGUGCACGAGAAGCUGUGACGUAUUUGACAAAGAAAACAAGAACUAAUGACGCCGUGACUGGUUCCCUCAGCAAUCAUCUACAUAAUUCAUUCCUCUUGAGCAGCAGACGACAGGGACCAGCAAUAACUCGGUACAGUAAUCACGAGAGCACAAAUCAAAACAUACAAACCAAUCGUCUUUCUACUCCCUUAAGACCAUGUGACACCUUUAAUACGUCAUUACCAGAAUUAAAUUUAUCAGGAUAUUCACCAAUUUUAAACAGUACUCAAGCACUUCCGGAACUUACGUCAUCAUUUGUGCACGCGAGUCUCGAUUCCAGUUCUUCUUCAGGCUUCUCAAGCACUUUUGCAACUACAUCUUCGAGUGAUUCUUACAGUUCCUUAUCCGAUUACAGUAAGGUGAAUGAUUCUUGCUCAGAUAACGACGAAAAUGACAAAGACUAUUGUAUAGAUGUUGUUACAAUUGGAACUGGAAAGGAAAAUGAAAUCGGUCACGUUAUCAAGGAAGUUCCAUGGCGGCCAUUUUAAACUUAUGUGUUUAUAAAUGACUUCUGAUGAAAGGAAGAUAUAUCAAAUGUGCUAUAUUUAUUAACUUUAAGUGAUGACAAAUUAAAGAACAUUAUUU